CGGAUCAGCAACAUCGCAUACUCGAUCUCUCUCCGCAAGCAAUUGGUUGACUAUGACCGGGUUUAGAGGCCUCGAUAUACUGGAUCGGUCGCAUGGCUAGCAUACUGUACUGAGUUUCUGCCGUGUGAAAGUGUUUCGGAGAAAACACGUUGUUUUACCCAGCCAAUCUUUAUCUAAUACGAUACCCAAACUCGCCAUUAGCUUUUUAUCUACCUAAUCUGUGCUCUUCUUAUCUGGUCUUAUAUUGAAUCGACCUUGACGACAGUUAUUACUUGGGAGAAUACAAGCUACUGGGACCUAGUCAGACCCAAUCAUGGCAGAAGGCGAACCAUCAUACAUUGACUAUGAGGUCUUCUUGGACCCCGACUUCUCUCCCGCCUCCUUUGCCAACUCAUUGGUCGUAGCAACCAACAAUGCGACAGAUACACCGCUAGAUCUGUCAACCCCGCUGUCACGGGUGCUCUUCGAUCUACAAGAGAUCGACACGCAUAUUCACACGCUGACCACCAAGUCUGCCCUCCCCUUGCUGACGCACACGCGGGAUCAAACCGCCGCGGCAGGCCACAUCCUCAAGGAAGCAGAGGAACAGGUCUCCUCCGUGACCCAGGGGUACGAGCGGCUGGAGAAAGAGGUCCUACGGAAGUGGGAAGCUGCCGACGAGGUGAGGAUAGCUACAGAGAAGUCGCUCGCUACCGUGCGGCUCGCAAGAGCAGUUGCGCGCUGUCUCACUCUCGGCAGACAGCUGGAAGGCCAGCUUGCUGAGGUUACUGGCCGUAGUGAUGGAACGGCGUCCCCAUCUCCGGGUAGAGAUGAUUACCGCGCUCUGGAACGCGCAGCGUCUACGAUCGUGAGUCUCCGUCGGAUGUUCACGGUCACGGGUCCAGGAGAGGAAGGUCACGGACUAGACAAAGUCAAGGUCAUCCGGACUCUACGGAGCGAACUGCUCAUCCCGGCCGAAAACAUGGUGAAAUCGAGAGCGCAGCAGGCGAUCAAUCGGUUCACCAUGUCUGCCCAGUCAGGCUACAAACAAGCUCGCGAUGCACGAGCACGACUCAGCUCCGCCACCACAAUCCUGUACCUCCUCUCUCCGAUCCCCAAGGACCUAUCUUCGGCAUUGGACUUCCAACCCGAGCUCCUCCUCUCCACUUUGCAAGGCUACGUGCACACAGCCAUCAUGUCGUCCCUGAACGCCCUAUCCCGGUCCCUGUCCAUGCUGCCCACGCUCGAAAAAACCCUCGCCGAGAUCUCGGCCAAAUGUCAGGAUCUCUUUGCGCUGGAAUCUAUCCUCGCUGGCCUUCGACCGCCAUUACAUCCACUUUUCCCCCCAGCUCCUACCCCCGAGACCCAGCCACAGGGUGGUAAUAAAAAUAACCUCCUGCAACCACUGCUCAGCGCCCUCGACGCAUCUUCCCUCCCAUCCCACUUCUGGCGCUCCCUCGCUUCGUCCCUCACCUCGCGCGUCCAGGAGAUUAUCAACCGUGGCGGUGUCUCAGCAAGGACCCUCCGAUCUAACCGGGACCGCCUUAAGAAGGACAUCAAAGAGUGUGUUCUCCGGGGAUCUCAACUCCCAGCAUCGACCGACAAAGGACGGAUGGGAAUCGAGUCCGGAACGAAAGGAAACUGGGAACGAGAAGCAGCGGUGAUGGUUAGUGCCGUGGCCAGUAUCCUAGACAGAUAAGGCUGUCUUAUUUAAAAAAAAAAAAAAAAAAAC
Aspergillus pseudotamarii is the source of this 1711-nucleotide messenger RNA. RefSeq names its product Golgi transport complex subunit COG5. The transcript has a single exon. The record is from RefSeq and is a predicted model, not a curated record. Bases 314 to 1678 code for a protein of 454 amino acids. Lineage: Eukaryota; Fungi; Ascomycota; Eurotiomycetes; Eurotiales; Aspergillaceae. Gene Ontology annotation, cellular component: COG complex. Gene Ontology annotation, biological process: intra-Golgi vesicle-mediated transport.